CGCCCAAGCUGCAGCAGGCGCAGAGUGUGGGGGGUCUAGAUUCGACUGUCGGUUGACGGCCUGAACACUCGACCUCGGACAGACGCCUGCAGCAAACGGCGCGACACUCGGCCUUGUCUGACACCAGAGUUCCGAUCCGACUACAGUUGACGCGACGCGACGAGCCCAACCCUCACGUCCGACCAUCCGCCCAGAGCCCAGAGCCAAUCGAGAUCUGAAUCCCUCAGACGACGUCGGCGCACAAGCAACCACGACAGCUUCGAUACCACACUACCUGUCUCUAGGCACCUACCUACCCUACCGACCUAGAUACUAUAGCGACACACACACCAAGCACAAAAAAAUGGACAUCCGCGUGCUCCAGCCGUCCGACAUCCCGCUGAUACAGCACGCCAACCUCGAGAACCUGCCCGAGAACUACUUCCUCAAGUACUACCUGUACCAUGCCCUCUCGUGGCCGCAGCUCUCGUACGUGGCCGUAGACGUGUCGCGCCCCAAGAAGACGCCCUACGACUACCCCAAGAUCGUCGGCUACGUGCUCGCAAAGAUGGAGGAGGACCCGGCCGACGGCAUCCAGCACGGCCACAUCACCAGCCUGAGCGUCAUGCGCACCCACCGGAGGCUGGGCAUCGCCGAGAAGCUGAUGAGGCAGAGCCAACUCGCCAUGGUCGAGACCUUUGGCGCCCACUACGUCUCCCUGCACGUCCGCGUCUCCAACCAGGCCGCCAUCCACCUGUACCAGACCACGCUCGGGUUCCAGAACGAGAAGACGGAGAGCAAGUACUACGCCGACGGCGAGGACGCCUACUGCAUGAAGCUCGACCUCGGCCUCAUCCGCGAGCAGCUGCGCGAGGAGGCCCGCCUGGAGAAGGAGGCCACCGCCGCCGGUGCCGACGGCGCCGAGGCCCCGGACGAGGGCGAGCCCGUCGGCGACGUGGGCAAGGCCGGCGACGGCGGCGCCCAGAUGAGGAAGGUCAAGGUCGGCAGGGCCCUGGGCGUCGGGGAGCUGGUGGAGAGGGUGGAAAGCAAAUGAGAGAAGAGAAAAAAAAAAAAAAGGGGUGCGGGAUAUUCGAAUAUUAUGACUUUUCUUCUUUUUCUGUUGCAUCUCUCUGGGAAUCCAACCGAGGGUCAUGGGUAUGCGGGAAUCAUAUAUCAGGUAAUCUGACGUAGACAAAAAUUAGGUCGUUAAAAAUCAUGCGUGACAUUGUUCCAAACUGGAGCGAGUGCUGG
This is a messenger RNA of Gaeumannomyces tritici R3-111a-1, 1230 nucleotides long. RefSeq names its product N-terminal acetyltransferase A complex catalytic subunit ard1. The transcript is spliced from 2 exons. The record is from RefSeq and is a predicted model, not a curated record. Gene Ontology annotation, cellular component: NatA complex. Lineage: Eukaryota; Fungi; Ascomycota; Sordariomycetes; Magnaporthales; Magnaporthaceae. Gene Ontology annotation, biological process: N-terminal peptidyl-glutamic acid acetylation. Gene Ontology annotation, molecular function: protein N-terminal-serine acetyltransferase activity; protein-N-terminal-glutamate acetyltransferase activity. Bases 344 to 1033 code for a protein of 229 amino acids.